AUGAGCACAACUCCCGAAACACCUGGUAAUAUCCCGCUAUGGCCGGCACCGGUGGAAUUCCAAUUUCCCAUCAUCCACAUGGAGCCCUGGGGGUGUUUUGACAAUUCAAACGCAAGCUCGCCCUUUCCCUCAUUUCCCUCGCUGGACAAUCUUCAGGAGCUCGUCCAGUUUCCAAUGGAAGUGGAACCCGAUCUCCUGAUCACUCCCAUGAUGCACAACGACCUAGACCAGCUGUAUUUCGAUCGCGCCUAUGCGUUUGCGCCCAUAUUGCAAAAGCACCGCUACCGUUCUUGGUCUAAACAACCAAAUCGGAGCAAGCAGAAAACUUGCCUACAGCAUGCGAUGUGGACGUUAGCCUCAUCACUCUCCAGUCAGUUCCAAGUUGAGGGGCGAAAAUUAUACGCAAAGACAAGACAACUUCUGCAUGCACUUGAGUCAGAGGAACCCUGUCACCAAAUAUCCCUUGAGCAGGCCCAGGCGUGGAUCUUGCUUGCGAUCUAUGAGCUGACAUGCCAAGACUUCCACCGAGGUAUGAUGUCCGCCGGGAGGGCCUUUCGCUUAAUCCAGAUGAUGAGGUUGUACGAACUUGAUGUACCCCAAACACCUCCCACCAUGCAACUGGAACAGUAUCAAGGGCAACUCACUCUUCAGGGGUCAGUCCAAGAUGACUGGAUCGAUAUUGAAACGAAAAGGCGGACCUUCUGGCUGGCAUACACAAUUGACCGCUUCACGAGUAUGGUGGAUGGGCUGCACAUGUUCUUUGAUGAACGGCUGAUCCGUACCCGCCUGCCGGCUCCCGAAGCGAACUUCGCAAGUAGUCGGCCCAUGGAGAUGAAUUUUCUCGCGGAUAUGAUUGCAGUCGUUGACCUCGAGUGGCCACAUAAAAACCUAUCGCCCUUUACAGAGAGCGUCAUCGGAGCUACCAUCUGUGGACGGGUACUGGAACAUAAACAGAAACCUCCGGCCCGAGCCUGUCAAGAGUUCUGCCGUCGACAUCGUUCUCUUAAUGCCCUGUUAGCGCAACGCAUCAGGAUGCUGCGCAUAUAUGCGUCAUUGGAGUACCCAGAUCCCAUCAUUGCCUUUGUUGCCCUGGCGGCACAUAUAGCCGUGCUUAUGCUCUACGACCUUAUCGAAUCCAGGCCCCUAGGUACCGAUGCACCAGGAAUGCAGCUUACUCAGGCUCUCUACACGGCACACAAGCAGCAGUCACUGGAUUCCGUGGCCGACAUGGCUCUCCUGAUCUCCGUACUCGGCCAGCACUUUCAGAUGCACCCCUUGACGCCCAUUUUACUCCUCCUAGGCGCCCGAUUCUCCCAAUCCCACCCCGGGCUAAACGACGCCUACAUCAAGCUCAUGCCCGGCAUCGUAACGACGUUGCAAGCCUCGACCGUUCUCAACAAGCUUGCCCAAAACUUCCUCCAACUCUUAGAACCCCAGAACGACAACUGGUGCGCCCUCACCUAG
Messenger RNA from Aspergillus udagawae, 1464 nucleotides. RefSeq names its product fungal specific transcription factor domain-containing protein. Lineage: Eukaryota; Fungi; Ascomycota; Eurotiomycetes; Eurotiales; Aspergillaceae. The coding region runs from base 1 to 1464 and encodes 487 amino acids. Gene Ontology annotation, molecular function: DNA binding; zinc ion binding. Gene Ontology annotation, biological process: DNA-templated transcription. The record is from RefSeq and is a predicted model, not a curated record. Gene Ontology annotation, cellular component: nucleus. The transcript has 4 exons.